Molecule: messenger RNA, 1608 nt
Organism: Entamoeba dispar SAW760
Lineage: Eukaryota; Evosea; Mastigamoebida; Endamoebidae
Exons: 1
Coding region: 1-1608 (535 amino acids)
Biological process (GO): tRNA splicing, via endonucleolytic cleavage and ligation
Cellular component (GO): tRNA-splicing ligase complex; nucleus
Molecular function (GO): RNA ligase (ATP) activity
Source: RefSeq, a predicted model, not a curated record
AUGGCCAAAAGUAGAUACUCAAGAAAGAACAAAGGAAAAAAGUUGCAAAGAGUUCAGGAAAACACUGUCUCUACUGAAGAGAAAUCUGUACCAGAAGUUGAGACAAUUGACUUUAAUGGCUUCCAAAUUCCUAAAGUUUAUGAUGGAAAGUUGGAAAGAAAACCAAUGGAAUUAGAAAUUAAAAAAGGAUUUGUAGAAGGAAUGAAUGGAGAUGCCAAAAUCUUUUGCAAUGAUGACUUGUUUAAUUUAUUAACUUUUGAAAUGAUUAAAGACAUUUCUAAUAAUUACCCUUCUUGUGUAAGACAAACAGCUAAUGCAGCUACUCUUCCAGGAGUAGUUGCUUCACUUGCUAUGCCAGACGCACAUAGUGGUUAUGGGUUUUCUAUUGGAGGAGUAGUAGCAAUGAGACUUGAUAAUUCUGAAGCAGUAAUUUGUCCUGGAGGAGUUGGAUUUGAUAUCAAUUGUGGUGUAAGAUUGAUAAGAACAAAUUUACAAAGAGAGGAUAUAGAACAACACAAAUCUCGUUUAGCUGAUGAACUGUUUAAACAAAUUCCAAGUGGAGUUGGAACAAAAGCACAAAUUGCCUUUAGCCCUGAAGACUUUGAUUCUAUUAUGACAGAAGGAUUAGAAUUUUUAGUUAAAAAUGGAUAUGCCUGGGAAGAAGAUUUAAGUCAUUGUGAAGAGCAUGGAAAAAUUGCUAACGCUGAUCCAUCGUUAGUUUCUAAAUCAGCUAAGUCUCGUGGAUAUAAACAAGUAGGAACACUAGGAAGUGGAAAUCAUUAUUUAGAAGUUCAAGUUGUUGAUGAAAUUAUGGAUGUGGAGGCAGCUAAAGCAAUGGGUAUUAAUGAAGUUGGACAAGUUUGUAUUAUGGUUCAUUGUGGAAGCAGAGGAUUAGGACAUCAAGUAUGUCAAGAUUACAUUGAUUUAUGUAUGAAAUCUGGAAUUUGUAAUCCAAUUGAUAAACAAUUAACUGGUGUUCCAUUUAAUUCACCAAUAGGCCAACAAUAUUAUAGUGCUAUGAAUUGUUGUGCUAAUUUUGCAUUUGCAAAUAGGGGAAUGAUUACUUAUAGAAUCCGUCAAGCAUUUGAAACAGUUCUUAGAAUGAAACCAAAAAAAAUGGACAUGCAUUUGGUUUAUGACGUUUGUCAUAACAUUGCUAAGGUAGAAGAACAUGAAGUAGAUAAUAAAAAAGUUCAAUGUAUUGUUCAUAGAAAAGGUGCUACUCGUGCUUUUCCACCUCAACACCCUGAUAUUUCAGAAGAUUAUAAGGAAAUUGGACAACCAGCAAUUAUUGGUGGAAGCAUGGGAACUUGUUCUUAUGUAUUAGUUGGAACUCAAGAAGGAAUGAAAAAAUCAUUUGGUUCAACUUGUCAUGGAGCAGGUCGUAAAAUGAGUAGAGUAAAAGCUAUGGACAAUUUAACUUCAAAGGAUGUAAUUAACAGAAUAAAAGAAAUGGGAAUUGAGUUGAGAAUUACUGACCCAAAACUUGCCGCAGAAGAAGCAGAUGAAGCGUACAAAGAUGUUACUGAAGUUGUAGAAACUUGUCAAGCAGCAGGUAUUUCGAAGAUUGUUCUUCGUUUAAAACCAUUAAUAGUUAUAAAAGGUUAG